GGCUACGGCAUAUAAGUGAGCGGGUGGUAAAUAAAUGUUUUUAGUUUAUUUUAAGACGCCAUUUGGUGCGCGUGGCGGUUACAGCUUGUUUUCGUUUUGUUCGCAGCAUUUUUUAUUUGUCGGUAGGCGCGCCGCCAAAUUAGAUCUAGAUUCCUAGAGUUUAGUGCGUUCCAACUCGGCGAUCACAGCGCGCAAACACAUACCAUCGAACGUAAACAAAAUAGGCGCCGCGCCGCGUUUGCUAAAUCGUCCGUCUAUUUACAUAAUUAAGUACAAAGUAAUACAUCAGAAACAGCAACACCAACAACAUGACGAACACCACCGAUGUGCGGAAGAGAAAACUGGCCACCGAUGAAAAGCCGCUGCGGCGGAAAAACAGCGGCUCCCCGAAUGGCGGCAGCAGCGGAAACCGUGGCACCAGCGCCCUCAAGAUCUCCUUCCUCUGCCUGGUCAUCUCCGCCAUUCUGCUGCUCUUUGUGUUUGGUGUGUAUCAUUUGUAUUAUGCUAAAAGCGAUGUUCCCAAAGUUGUGCUAACCAAACCCUCUGUUUUUCCCACGGUCACCGUUCCUUAUGUGCAUGUGGAACCCCAUUUUCCGACACCUGUACGACCUGUUGUUCGCCAAAAACCAAAAACCACCAUCAAUCCACCCGCCGACGAUUCAGGCUUCAUCUCCGAGAACGCCAGCCCGUAUCUGGCCCGCUUGGCCUCCAAGUUUGGGUACAGCAAGGUGCAGUAUGCGGCCAUCAUUGAUGCCGGAUCCACGGGAAGCCGCGUCCUGGCCUACAAGUUCAAUCGCAGCUUCAUCGACAACAAGCUGGUGCUCUACGAGGAGCUAUUCAAGGAGCGCAAGCCUGGCUUGAGCUCCUUUGCCGACAAUCCAGCCGAUGGAGCUCACUCCAUCAAGCUGUUGUUGGAUGAGGCUCGUGCCUUUAUACCCAAGGAGCACUGGUCGUCCACUCCGCUGGUACUGAAGGCCACCGCCGGCCUAAGGUUGCUGCCAGCCAGCAAGGCGGAAAACAUCCUAAAUGCCGUCCGUGAUCUGUUCGCCAAGUCAGAGUUCAGCGUUGAUAUGGAUGCGGUUGAGAUUAUGGAUGGCACCGAUGAGGGCAUCUUCAGUUGGUUCACCGUAAACUUCCUGCUGGGUCGCCUGUCCAAGACAAACCAAGCGGCUGCCUUGGAUCUGGGCGGCGGCAGCACCCAGGUUACCUUCUCGCCAACGGAUCCGGAACAGGUGCCCGUGUACGACAAGUACAUGCACGAGGUGGCCACCUCCAGUAAGAAGAUCAAUGUGUUCACGCACAGCUAUCUGGGCCUGGGUCUUAUGGCCGCCCGUCACGCCGUCUUUUCGCACGGCUACAAGAAGGAGGCCUCGGUGCUGGAGAGCGUGUGCGUCAAUCCGAUCAUCGCCAAUCGCACAUGGACAUAUGGCAAUGUUCAGUACAAGAUCAGCGGCAAGGAGAAUCCCAAGUCCAGUGCCGAGCAGCCGAUUGUGGACUUUGACGCCUGCCUGGAGCUGGUCAAGAGCAAGGUGAUGCCGCUAGUCAAGCCCAAGCCAUUCACACUCAAGCAGCAUGCUGUGGCUGCCUUCAGCUACUACUUCGAGCGGGCCGUCGAGACGGGCUUGGUGGACCCGAUAGCUGGCGGGGAGACCACUGUGGAGGCGUUCCGCAAGAAGGCCCAGGAGAUCUGCGCCAUCCCCAAUGAUGAGCAGCCCUUCAUGUGCUUUGACCUCACGUUCAUCUCGACGCUGCUACGCGAAGGAUUUGGUCUUAACGACGGGAAGAAAAUAAAGCUUUACAAGAAAAUCGAUGGCCAUGAAAUCUCCUGGGCCUUGGGCUGUGCCUACAAUGUGCUGACUAGUGACGAAAAGUUCAGUAAUUCCUAACGCUCCUCUCCAUUAGUCCAUAGUAGAUGACGACAUACACAUUUUUAACAGAAUUGUUAGCUGAAAUUGUUUAUAGAGUGCCUUAGACGUGCAUCGAGUAUACUACAGAUUACACACUUAUAUAACACAACUCGGACAUUGCCUAUAUACAUAUCGUUUAAUAUCGUUUUUGUGCUCUGUAAGAAUCAUUUCACACACACACAAACACUGCGACUACACUUAAUGUUUAGUUUGUAAUUCCAAUUUCAUGUGAUUUUUGUAUUUUUCGUAAAGCAAUCUAUUUUGCAAAGUUCUUAAAUGUUUAGUCCUUACACUUGUUGGAUUCCUCAUGUACAUAACAAUUUACACAUCGAUAUGUAUUUACCUUAAAUAUGUAAAACGGCCUAGACUAUAUAUUAGUGAGAACAUUUCAAAUUGUUUUUGUCACAUAUGCAAAUGUUAGUUUAAUUAUUUUUGCAAAAAUAAAUCAAUAAAAUGUUAACAUUGGUCUAAAUAUAA
Messenger RNA from Drosophila kikkawai, 2384 nucleotides. RefSeq names its product ectonucleoside triphosphate diphosphohydrolase NTPase (gene NTPase). Gene Ontology annotation, molecular function: hydrolase activity. The record is from RefSeq and is a predicted model, not a curated record. NCBI's taxonomy places the organism in Eukaryota, Metazoa, Arthropoda, Insecta, Diptera, Drosophilidae.